AUAUAUAUAUAUAUAUGAUCAAAUCAAAUAAAUCUAAAUCGGCUGUCAUAUCAUACCAUAGAAAGAGUUAUUGGCUAAAGAAAAAAACAGCAGUCGCUCUCGCGUCCUUAACAGCGUCCUUAACUUUUAUUAAUAUGCAUUUCCGGAUUCUUUUCAGAAGCUUUCCUUUCCUCUCCUUUGCUUUGGAAGGACACCCAUUAUAAUUAGCUCAUUCCAACUUCACCCCCUCUAUGCUAAUCAAUAUGUUAGUACACAUAUAAACAAAUCCAUAUCGCCUUAUAUCUUUGAUUCUUCCAAUAUAAAUAUAUUAUACUUCACCCACCAAACGGAACCGAAUGUUGAAAUGGCCGGCGCUAAACUUUUUAUUUUUAAUAUUCUCGGGGUGUGGGGGUGGGGGUGGGGUUGGGGGUGGUACUUGUGCUUAUCUGCCGCGUCGUCACCACGCAGCGCCAUGUUUAACUCAUUUCGCCCAUGUGACAGCGUCCAGCUCAACAGCCGACGUACCUCCAAAGCUUCUUUUUUGUUUCUAUGGCGUGUAUAACGGCUCUUGCAGUUUAAUAGCCGCCUCCUUCCUCAAGCCACCGCUUCCCAUUCCCUCACUCCUCUGCUCCUUCUGCUGCAAGCGAUCCAAAACCCUGCGUAGCUUCUGCCAUUCGUGUUCCCUUCAAUUCAAACCAAGAUAAACAAAGUUGCUUUUAAUUUACUAUAUAUCCAUUGCUUUUAAUGAAGAAAAAAUAUCAUCCUCUUCCAUAAGCAAACACAAACUCUCCCCCUUAAAGGACUCCAUUGACCAUCCAACAACUCCACUGGAACGCUAUGGGGAUCCUUGUAAUCCUCUUUCUGAUAACUGGUGCCUUUGCAAACUCGGAAUCCAUCAGCAGAGCAGACUUCCCAGAUGGGUUCGUCUUUGGAACUGCUUCUUCGGCUUACCAGUUUGAAGGAGCUGCAAAGGAAGGCAACAAGGGAGCUAGCAUAUGGGAUACUUUCACAAGGCAACCUGGGAAAAUCUUGGAUUUCAGCAAUGCAGAUACCACAGUCGAUCAAUAUCACAGGUUUAAGAGUGAUAUAAACCUGAUGAAGGACCUGGGAAUGGAUGCUUACAGAUUCUCAAUAUCAUGGUCAAGAAUCCUACCAAAUGGGACAGGCGAACUGAAUCCAGAAGGAUUAGAUUACUACAACAAUCUUAUAGAUGCUUUACUAGAAAAAGGAAUCCAGCCCUAUGUAACUCUUUAUCAUUGGGAUCUUCCUCAGAUGCUUGAAGAUAAAUAUGAAGGGUGGUUGAGUAGACAAAUAGUAAAAGACUUUGAGCAUUAUGCUUCCCUCUGCUUCCAAGCAUUUGGAGAUAGGGUGAAACACUGGAUCACCUUUAAUGAGCCUCGUGGUUUUUCACUUCAAGGUUAUGACACAGGCGUUCAAGCACCUGGUAGGUGCUCUAUUCUUGGUCACAUUUUCUGUAAGGCAGGAAAAUCAUCCACUGAACCAUACCUGGUGGCCCACAAUAUUCUCCUGGCUCAUGCAGCUGUUUAUCAUAACUACCAGCUCCAUUUCAAGGAAAGACAAGGAGGUGUCAUUGGAAUAGCACUAGAUGCUAAAUGGUACGAACCUCUUUCUAAUAGUGAUGAAGACAAGGAUGCUGCACAAAGAGCGAUGGAUUUUGGAAUUGGAUGGUUCCUUGAUCCCCUGUUCUUUGGGGAAUAUCCCCUUUCAAUGCAGAAGCUUGUGGGUAAGAGAUUGCCUGAGAUCUCAAAUGUGAUGUCAAAAUUCCUUGCGGGGUCCUUGGAUUUUGUUGGCAUAAAUCAUUAUACUACAUUAUAUGCCCGUAAUGACAGGGCAGGGAUUCGGAAACUGAUACUUCAGGAUGCUACAUCUGAUGCUGCUGUUAUUAGUUCCUCUUCUAGAGGUGGCGUCACUAUUGGAGAAAGAGCAGCUUCUAGCUGGCUACACAUUGUCCCAUGGGGAAUUCGAAAAUUAGCAAGAUAUGUGAAAGAUAGGUAUCAAAAUCCCCCAGUGACUAUAACAGAAAAUGGUAUGGAUGAUCUAAAUAGUCCUUUUAUAUCUUUAAACAAGGCUUUACAUGAUGAGAAAAGAAUCAGAUACCACAAGGACUAUCUCUCAAACCUAUCUGCUGCUAUAAGGGAAGAUGGAUGUGAUGUGCAAGGUUACUUUGUGUGGUCUUUGCUUGACAACUGGGAAUGGAACUCAGGCUAUACUGUCCGGUUUGGCCUCUACUUUGUGGAUUACAAGAAUAACUUGACAAGAAUUCCAAAGAGUUCUGUUCAGUGGUUCAAAAGCAUUCUCAGAUCAAAAGGACAUCUGCAAUGUAAUAAUCCCAUAAUCUCAGAUUAAAAAAAAGUUACAUUUCAAAAAAUAAUAAAUAAUUCAAAUUAAAUUAAAGUUAAUGCAGUUGGAAAAGAUCAAUACAAAUUAGUGGAAAUUAUUACAUUUUUA
Molecule: messenger RNA, 2448 nt
Organism: Malania oleifera
Lineage: Eukaryota; Viridiplantae; Streptophyta; Magnoliopsida; Santalales; Ximeniaceae
Product: putative beta-glucosidase 41
Exons: 13
Coding region: 817-2346 (509 amino acids)
Biological process (GO): carbohydrate metabolic process
Molecular function (GO): beta-glucosidase activity
Source: RefSeq, a predicted model, not a curated record